GAGCUCAAAGUUUCAUUAGAGUCCAAGGAAUUCACAUAAAUCAUACGGUUGUGCUUUAUUGCUUCAAUUCUAAGAGCUUGUUUCUUUUUUGUGCCAAAAUCGAUCAAAAUGAAGCUCCUUCUAAUCACUGCAAUUGCUCUGCAACUUGCUUUCAAUUUUGGAAUGUCACAGAAAGUAGUUCCUCGACGCGAUGAACAUUAUCCUCCACCGGAAUUGCUGAGAGCUUUGAGACCAAUUCAUGAUAUUUGUGUGGAAAAAACCGGAGUCACUGAAGAAGCCAUCAAGGAAUUCAGUGAUGGGGAAAUCCAUGAAGAUGAAAAGCUGAAAUGCUACAUGAAUUGUGUUUUCCAUGAGGCUGAGGUUGUGGAUGACAAUGGAGAGGUUCAUCUAGAGAAACUGCACGACAAAUUGCCAGCUUCCAUGCAUGACAUUGCUCUUCACAUGGGCAAGAGGUGCCUCUACCCCGAGGGUGAUACCCAAUGCGAGAGAGCCUUUUGGCUGCACAAGUGCUGGAAGAGUUCUGACCCAAAACAUUAUUUCUUGAUAUAAAUAGCCAAAUGUCGGGGACAAUUCAACUUCAAGGAUGUCAGAAGACCAUCCAAAUGGAAGAUAGCACAUUAGUUGUGUGACUAAUACCGAAACAGGAGGGACAAUUCAAAAUUUUGUGACUAAACUGAAGAAAGGGUAGAAUAAAUCAGCAUCAAUGAAGGAUGAA
Molecule: messenger RNA, 715 nt
Organism: Phlebotomus papatasi
Lineage: Eukaryota; Metazoa; Arthropoda; Insecta; Diptera; Psychodidae
Product: general odorant-binding protein 83a-like
Exons: 5
Coding region: 109-549 (146 amino acids)
Biological process (GO): sensory perception of smell
Molecular function (GO): odorant binding
Source: RefSeq, a predicted model, not a curated record